This is a messenger RNA of Arabidopsis lyrata subsp. lyrata, 1227 nucleotides long. Its product is annotated as cold-regulated 413 plasma membrane protein 4. The record is from RefSeq and is a predicted model, not a curated record. Gene Ontology annotation, cellular component: membrane. The transcript has 4 exons. Bases 375 to 983 code for a protein of 202 amino acids. NCBI's taxonomy places the organism in Eukaryota, Viridiplantae, Streptophyta, Magnoliopsida, Brassicales, Brassicaceae.
GUAUUAAUUAAUUUUAUAAUAAGUAAGGGAUAAGAGGAUAUCCUUUAUUAAAAAUGUGGGUUGCUUGUAGAAUUUAAAUCUGGACUUUAAUAUGAUUAGUAUAAUAAGGUUACGCUAAGUAUCUGGAGAUAUGAUAAGCUGUAUAUGAAAACGAGACCCUUGGGGAAGCCACGUGUCAAAUCUGUUUCUGUCACCAGCGAAGCCUACGUGGCGAGCAGCUCCUAGAUAUAUCGAAGUUCACAAUUUUUUUUUUUUUCUUUUCCCUCUGAUUCACAACAGUUGUCACAAACAGCCAAAGGUGUUUUGUGAUUGGUUAUAAAUACUCUGCUAUGUGAGAGAGUUUACUACAUUCACAAAUAAAAUAAAACUUAAAAAUGGGGAGGGUUGAGUUUUUGGCCAUGAAGACUGAGGAGAACACGGCGAACCUGAUCAAUUCUGAUCUGAAUGAGUUCGUCGCAGCCGCGAAAAAGCUCGUGAAAGAUGUAGGGAUGCUCGGCGGGUUAGGCUUUGGCACGUCUUUCCUUCAAUGGGCCGCUUCAAUCUCGGCCAUUUAUCUGUUGAUAUUGGAUCGCACCAACUGGAGAACCAAAAUGUUGACUACCCUUUUAGUGCCAUACAUUUUUUUCACACUUCCUUCGGUUAUCUUUCAGUUCUUUAGCGGAGAUUUUGGGAAAUGGAUUGCUCUCAUCGCGAUCACAAUCAGGCUUUUCUUCCCUAAAGAAUUUCCAGAUUGGCUAGAGAUUCCGGCAGGAUUAAUUCUUCUUAUAGUGGUUGCACCGAGCCUCAUAGCUUGGACACUAAGAGAAAGUUGGGUUGGGGCAGUAAUAUGUCUUGUAAUAGCAUGUUACCUUUUCCAUGAACACAUUAAAGCUUCUGGUGGAUUCAAAAACUCAUUUACUCAGAAGAAUGGAAUCUCCAAUACCAUUGGGAUCGUUGCUCUCCUCGUUUAUCCGGUCUGGACCAUAUUUUUUCACAUCUUCUAAGUCAAUACCAUUGGCUUGUAGACUCUUUCAACAUUUUGUGUCUUCAAUUCAUUUUCAAGGUUUGAAUUGUUUAUGGCUUUAUAAAAAGCAUUUGUGUUUGAGAAAUCUUGAAUAUAAAAAAAGAAAUUUCAAUUGUACUGACUUGUAAUAUUGUUUUUUUCUUGUAAUUGUGUGACUUGUAAGAUUUAUGAGUUUGUAUAUUGGUUGGUGUGUUGAAUGAGAUCUUGAAUAUUCUCGACUAUUU